AUGGUUCGGUUAACACCGAUACUACGAUGGAGCGAUUAUUUUAAUGUUCCGAAACGAUAUGUUGAACGAGUUAAAUUCAAUGGAACAGCUAUCGAGGGUAAUAUGAAUAUUGUACCACAUAAAACAAUAAAACAUAAUGAUCCAUGGGUAUAUACAAAUGAUCCACCUUGGACGGAUCUUGCUCAACGUAAGAAUGAUCCACGACAAGGACAUCAUCGUCCGCAACUUAUUGAACCAUUGAAAACAUGGGAUUUUUUUCGUGGAGAUGUUGUUGAAGUUAUGGUUGGUAAAGAUAAAGGCAAGCAAGGCAAUAUUUCUGCGUAUAUUCGUGAACUCAAUGCCGUCUUUGUAUCUGGACUUAACUUAGAAAUUCAACGAAUCAAUGGUGGCGCUAUUGCAGCUACUUCAAUUGCUGCUAAAGAAAAACCACUUAUCGUUCCACAUCAAGUUAGAUUAAUUGAUCCAUACGAUGGUAAACCGUGUACUAUCGAAUGGCGUUAUACAGCUGAAGGUGAACUUGUCCGUGUAUCAACUCGAUCUGGUCGAAUUAUUCCUAAAUCACCUGCGUGGGAAGAAACUAGUGAUUAUGCAAAAAAAUCUACCUAUAAACCCGGUCUUGACGAUACCAUCGAUGCUGAACUUAAACGUGUUACAUUUGAGCCUAAACUACUGACUGUUGCCGAGGAAUUAAUGCAAGCUAAUGGCAUUGUCGAGACUAGAAAACGUGGCCCUGUUUAUAUUUAUUAG
Molecule: messenger RNA, 747 nt
Organism: Rotaria socialis
Lineage: Eukaryota; Metazoa; Rotifera; Eurotatoria; Philodinida; Philodinidae
Source: the annotation of a GenBank genome assembly